Molecule: messenger RNA, 2750 nt
Organism: Dinoponera quadriceps
Lineage: Eukaryota; Metazoa; Arthropoda; Insecta; Hymenoptera; Formicidae
Product: lymphoid-specific helicase-like
Exons: 7
Coding region: 96-2534 (812 amino acids)
Biological process (GO): negative regulation of gene expression via chromosomal CpG island methylation; pericentric heterochromatin formation; DNA methylation-dependent constitutive heterochromatin formation
Cellular component (GO): pericentric heterochromatin; nucleus
Molecular function (GO): ATP binding; ATP-dependent chromatin remodeler activity; chromatin binding
Source: RefSeq, a predicted model, not a curated record
UGUACGCGGGACUAUACAUUUAACAAAACACGGCACAAAAGUAAGCACUUAGGAUUUGUGCAUUCUGCUUUAAAGCUGUGCGCAUAAUAAUCAUAAUGGAAGCUAACUGCCAUAUUAAUCAUGAUUCAAGUAAUUUAAAUAAUUCUGAUUCCGGAUCUGAAAAUCGUUCAUCGUUCAUUACAAAUACAUCAAUUGCCAAUGAUGUAAAGUUUAGUAAUAUACCAUUAACAGAAGAAAAAAAGCCAAAUUCAAGAAAAAGACAGUAUAGUAAAAUUAAUUUGGAGAAAAAAAGUCUUAUGGAAGAACAACAUAAGAAGGAAAUGGAUGAACAGAAAUAUAAGGCACUCAUGCACUUGUUGAGCAAAAGCCAAUUUUAUUCAUCUUAUAUUCUAACCAAAAUUGAGAAAUCUGUUGAAAAGGAAAAAAACAGUAAGAAGAUGAAUAAAAGUAAUAUUAACAAAGAAAAUAAAGCACCAUCAAAGAAGGAAAAUAAAAGAGCCAAUUUAGAAAAAUAUGACAUAAGAAAAUAUAUACCUGUGGAUGUACAAAUGCAAAUAGAAACUAAAAAGAAGAGGAAAUUGAAUCUAAGUACGGAAGAAAUAGAAGCAGAAUUACAAGAGGAAUUAGAUGUUGAGGAGAAAGAAUCUCUGAAUGCUGUUGUUAUUGUAUCGAAAUAUUUUGUUGGGAAAUUACGUGAUUAUCAGCAAGAUGGCUUACAAUGGCUGAAGGUACUUUAUGAGAAUGGAUUGAAUGGAAUUCUAGCUGAUGAAAUGGGCCUUGGAAAGACGAUACAAGUGAUAGCCUUGUUAUGCCAUCUUAUAGAAAAACAACAGGCUGGACCUUAUUUAAUAAUUGCACCUCUUUCGACUAUACCAAAUUGGAUGUUGGAGUUUGAAAGAUUCGCUCCUGAUAUACCAGUUGUGCUAUUAUAUGGCUCAAAAGAGGAACGAUCUAUUACAUAUCCUAAAAUUAAAAAGAAAUAUAAUAUUACGAGUGAUUAUAAAACGCAGCCUGUUGUAAUCACUACUUUUGAAAUGCCAUUGAAGGAUAUUAAAUUCCUUCAGUCUCAGACAUGGAGAUAUAUUGUGAUAGACGAGGGACAUAGAAUCAAGAAUUAUAAUUGCUUAUUAAUUAAAGCUUUGAAAACGGUAAAAUCUAUGAAUAGACUACUGCUGACUGGAACUCCGCUUCAGAACAAUCUGUCUGAACUGUGGUCUCUUUUAAACUUCCUUUUGCCAGAAAUUUUUGACGAUUUGGCUGUGUUUGAAUCGUGGUUUGAUGUCGAACAGUUGGAACAGCAGGAAAAUACCGAAAAGAUUUUGAGACAGGAAGAAGAGAAGCGUAUAUUAUCGUCGUUACGUGAAAUUUUAAAACCGUUCAUGUUAAGACGCCUAAAAUCCGAAGUUUGUCUGGAAGUUCCCCCUAAGAAGGAAUUGGUCGUUUACGCACCGCUCACGCAGUUGCAACACGAUUUAUACCAGGCAGUUUUAAAUCGUGACAUACAAACAUUACGUAAAAUUAAGGAACCAGAAUUAAUUCUGCCGACAGUAAAUGGCAAAAGGCUUAAAAGACGAUGCGUUCUCACUAGUAAAUACGGAUCUCUCAAGAAGGAUUCUGAAAACGCAGAUGAAAGUGGAUCGUCAGUGGAUGCUAUGUUUACAGAUAUCUCUUAUAACAACAACAAAUGUACGGCAAGAGAUGCUAAGAUUGAGCAAAAUCUGUCAAUAUGGAAACAAUAUACCAAUGUCACAGAACGUAAUCAUGAUUUUUUCAUCAACAUACAAUUCCAAAAUAGAAUGGUUAUGUAUAAAAAAAUCGUAAAUCAUCCGUAUUUGGUUCAUUGUCCGUUGGAUUCAGCUGGUUUACCGAAGAUUGAUGAAGAUUUGGUCAAAUCCUCCGGCAAACUUUUAGUGUUAGAUGCAAUGCUGGGAAAACUUAAAGCACAGAAACACAAAGUUCUCUUAUUCUCGACGAUGGUCAUGAUAUUAAAUGUGAUCGAAGAUUAUCUCUCGUUGCGAGAUUAUAAAUAUGUCAGAUUAGACGGUUCUACUGAUAUCGAACUGAGAAAGGAAUACAUCGAUACUUUUAAUAAUAAUAAAGAUGUGUUUCUGUUCCUUAUAUCGACUAGAGCUGGCGGAGUUGGAUUGAAUCUAGCAGCUGCCGAUACCGUCAUUAUAUACGACAGCGAUUGGAACCCGCAAGUGGACAUACAAGCUAUGGCGCGAUGUCACAGGAUAGGACAAACGCAACCUGUGGUUAUCUAUAAACUGUGCACCAAAGGGACGAUUGAUGAGGCGAUUAUGAAGCGUUCUGAGAGCAAGCGCAUUUUAGAGAAAAUUGUUAUUUCGAAAAAUUGGAAUGAAGAACUAAACAGAAAUAGGCUGUUAGAGCUGAAACAAUUGUUGAAGUCCAAGGAGUAUAAAAUUGUUACAUCUGAGAAGGAAGUUUUCACAGAGGUGGAGCUGAAUCAAUUGUUAGAUAGAAGCGACUUGACCGGCCAUCAAGACACUGCGUGUAAUUUGUCAGAUCCGUAGAAGAUACAAAAAUUUUUUUCAUUCACAUCUGAUGAAAUAAAAGCAGUAUUUAUAAAAUGCAGUUCGCUUAAUGUUACAAAUACUUCUUUAUGCAGUUUAAGUCAUAUUGCUAGAAUAUUCAUGAAGCGUCUGAUCGAUCCUACCUGUAAUUGGGUUUUGUAUUUAACGUUACCAUCUUAAGUUUAUCUUCAGACGUUUUAAUCGUUAUAAGGAUCG